Vitis riparia (riverbank grape) is the source of this 2629-nucleotide messenger RNA. Its product is annotated as CSC1-like protein At1g32090. The coding region runs from base 190 to 2511 and encodes 773 amino acids. Lineage: Eukaryota; Viridiplantae; Streptophyta; Magnoliopsida; Vitales; Vitaceae. Gene Ontology annotation, molecular function: calcium-activated cation channel activity. Gene Ontology annotation, cellular component: plasma membrane. The transcript is spliced from 11 exons. The record is from RefSeq and is a predicted model, not a curated record.
GGCACCAUGGCAUUCUCAACUUUCCACUAUCCUAUAGACUACCGAUAAUGGCAAAAAGUAAUAAACAAAAUAAAGUAGCACAGCUCACGUUAUUCUUUCCCUUCUGCAUCUGCUAUUCCUCUGCUUCUCCAUUCCCAUUUUCAUUUCCAUUCUCUCUCUCUCCUUCCUUCUCUGCACUCUUGGCGUCCAAUGGCCACUCUUGAAGACAUAGGGGUCUCGGCUUCCAUCAACAUACUUGGUGCAUUUGCCUUCUUGCUGGCCUUUGCUCUCCUCAGGAUUCAGCCCAUCAACGACAGGGUCUAUUUCCCUAAAUGGUACAUCUGUGGAGGAAGAGCCAGCCCAAGGCGCUCUGCGAAUUUUGUGGGCAAGUUGGUCAAUCUCAAUUUUUGGACUUACCUCACUUUCCUGAACUGGAUGCCUCAGGCUCUGAGGAUGAGUGAAGCUGAGAUCAUUCAGCAUGCCGGUCUUGACUCUGCUGUUUUCCUCAGAAUUUACACUCUCGGAUUAAAAAUUUUCUUACCAGUGACUGUUCUGGCGCUCCUUAUUCUUGUUCCAGUCAAUGUAUCUAGUGGAACAUUAUUUUUUCUGAGGAAAGAACUGGUUGUGAGCGAUAUUGAUAAGCUUUCAAUAUCUAAUGUCCGUCCUGAAUCAACAAGGUUUUUUUUCCACAUAGGGAUGGAGUAUCUGUUCACGAUGUGGAUUUGUUACAUGCUCUACAAGGAAUAUCAUAAUGUAGCAUUAAUGAGGUUGCAUUUCUUGGCUUCACAGCACAGGCGUGUGGAACAGUUCACUGUGGUGGUUAGGAAUGUGCCGCAUGUUUCUGGUCACUCAAUAUCAGAUACUGUAGACCACUUCUUUCAAACAAACCACCCGAACCAUUAUAUUGAUCACCAGGCUGUCUAUAAUGCAAACAAAUAUUCCAAACUUGUGAGAAAAAGAGAGAGGGUCCGAAAUUGGCUGGACUAUAACAAGCUUAAGUUUGAAAGACAUCCAGACAGGAGGAGACCGACUACAAAGAUUGGAUUUCUUGGGCUCUGUGGUAAAAGAGUUGAUUCGAUUGAGUACUACGAACAACAGAUAAAGGAGAUUGAUAAAAGGAUUGCAUUAGAACGCCAGAGAAUUCUCAAGGACCCAAAAUCUAUUAUGCCAGUUGCUUUUGUUUCAUUUAAUUCACGUUGGGGUGCUGCAGUAUGUGCACAGACACAGCAAAGUAGGAAUCCCACACUUUGGCUCACAAAUUGGGCUCCAGAACCUCGUGAUGUGUACUGGCAGAAUUUGGCUAUUCCAUUUGUUUCUUUGAGCAUCCGGAAACUUAUAGUGUCACUAACGGUGUUCGCUUUGGUGUUCUUUUACAUGAUACCCAUUGCUUUUGUGCAAUCCCUUGCAAAUUUGGAGGGUCUUGAAAGGGUUGCUCCUUUCCUAAGGCCAGUGAUAGAAUUGAAAUUCAUCAAAUCAUUCCUACAGGGUUUCCUUCCUGGUCUAGCUCUUAAAAUCUUCUUGUAUAUUCUUCCUACAGUUAUGAUGAUUCUGUCAAAAAUUGAGGGAUAUAUAGCAUUAUCAACACUAGAACGAAGGUCGUCUGCCAAAUACUAUUAUUUUAUGUUGGUGAAUGUGUUCCUGGGGAGUAUAGUGACAGGAACAGCUUUCGAGCAACUUCAUUCAUUCCUUCACCAGUCACCUACUCAGAUCCCUAGAACCAUUGGGGUGUCAAUACCGAUGAAGGCUACUUUCUUUAUUACAUAUAUAAUGGUUGAUGGAUGGGCCGGCAUUGCUAGUGAGAUUCUUCGAUUAAAGCCUUUGGUCAUAUUUCAUCUUAAGAACAUGUUCUUGGUGAAAACUGAAAGAGAUAGAGAGCAUGCAAUGAACCCUGGGAGUGUGGAUUUCCCAGAGACUAUCCCAAGUCUCCAAUUGUACUUCCUUCUAGGGAUUGUGUAUGCUGUGGUUACUCCAAUCCUUCUUCCUUUUAUACUUGUCUUCUUUGCCUUUGCGUACUUUAUUUACCGGCAUCAGGUCAUAAAUGUGUACAAUCAACAAUACGAGAGUGGUGCUGCAUUCUGGCCACAUGUUCACAGCCGCAUAAUAGCAAGCUUACUAAUAUCUCAACUUCUUUUGAUGGGUCUGCUCAGCACAAAAAAAGCUGCUAAUUCCACUCCAUUGCUGAUUGCUUUACCCAUAUUAACAUUAACAUUCCACAAGUAUUGCAAGAAUCGAUUUGAACCUGCAUUUAGAAAGUAUCCUCUAGAGGAAGCCAUGGCAAAGGACACAAUGGAACGGACUACAGAACCCAACCUCAACAUAAAAGCCUACUUGGCUGAUGCAUACCUGCACCCAAUUUUCCAAUCUUUUAAGGAAGAGGAGUUGGUUGAAGUUAGGGUAGACAAAAAUCAAACUCACAUCCCCAGUCCUUCAGAAAGCGUGGUCAGUUCCCCAUCCCCGCCUCAUUAUGCCUAUCAUUAUGAAGUCCAGCCUCCACCUCAUUAUGUACAUCAUUAUCAUGAAGCUGAGCCCUGAAUUAAUUAAUAUUGGUAUAGAGUUGCUUAUAGAAAACACUAAUCAGUUUUUCCUGUUAUUUGACUUUUUAACUGGUGAGAUUAUUUCCCUUGUGUAAUUGUAAUUUCCAGUGUGCAUA